AUGUUCAUCCCACAUAAACAACUAUUGCUGGAGAUGCUAUUCUCCUCAUUGAUAGUAUAGAAGAUAAAAUCUCUAUAAAGAAAAUAAGAUACUUAAUACAUCCUAGCUAAAUAUUUCUACUUUGUUCAAAAUGUUCCUCUUGCAUCUUCCAAUCUAGGAUUAAUAUAUCACAAUUACUAAUAAUCUUGGCAUUUCUAAGUACAAUCUCAUUAAACUAAAUUAAACUAAGAAAGAUAUGGGGUUAAGCAUUAAAAAAUUAUUAUAUUAAAUAUUUUUCAAAAUUGUAAUUAUUAAGAUGGCCACGUAGUUGAAUUUGAUGAGAGCAUAUUCUCUCGCAAAUACAACAGAGGUAGGCUUUUAAGGAGGUAGUAUAGGGUUAUUGGUAUGACCGAAAGAAAUAGUAAAGAAAAUAAAAACUGUUUUAAUACCAAUUUUAGCAAAGAAUAAAGAAACUAUUAUUCCUCUAAUACAGCAGUUUGUAUCUAAAAACUGUAAAUUUAUCUGUACUGCUAAAUGGCGCACUUAUUCUUCAUUAAAAUAGAAUAGCUAUAAGCAUUAUACAGUUAAUCAAUCCAAAAACAUUGUAGAGAAUAAAAAAUAAGAAUAAUAAUAAUACAAUAAAAGAUAAAAAAAUAAAAAUUAUAAUAGAGAAAAAAAUUAUAAAAAAGUGUUGGGAUAAUAUAUCCGCACUUAAACAAUUGA
This is a messenger RNA of Tetrahymena thermophila SB210, 702 nucleotides long. RefSeq lists its product as hypothetical. The transcript has a single exon. NCBI's taxonomy places the organism in Eukaryota, Ciliophora, Oligohymenophorea, Hymenostomatida, Tetrahymenidae. The record is from RefSeq and is a predicted model, not a curated record.